CUAGAAUUAAAAAUGUUUUAUAUUAGAAGGAGGAGACCAUCUUAAUCAUUCUCUAUGACUCAAACCUUGAAAGUGAAAUUCCAUUCCAUUCCAUCAUCUCAAUCUCAAAGUAAAAGGGCACACUUUGAUUAAAGCUAAAGGCUAGAGGGCUGUUUCUGUAAUACAAAAACACAUCCCAAAGAAUCAAACUUUACUUUUUCUCAUAAUCUGAACUUUAAAUUUCUGUUUCCCAACGGCUGCUUUCUUUAGCUCAUAAUCAUCUUUCUUCUUCUUCUUCUUCUUCUCCUUUUACCAUUUCUGGGAUUCAGCUAACAAGUUUUCACCGACACUAUAUAGCCCAAAAUCCAUACUAUUAUAGCCAAACUUGAUCAUUUAAUCUCUUCAUUGGGAUAGAAAAGCAAAAGCUUUAAAGGGGAAGAAAAGGGGAGGUUUAGCUUCUUCCUUGAUUUUCAAGACUCUUUUUUUUUUUGCUCUCAAGAUGUUUAAUUCUUUAUAUUUGUAUAGACUCAAGUUUUCUCAGAUUCCUUCAACUUUGCCUCCAUCCCUUUUCCAAAAAUCACCUCUUAAACUCCUUUGUUUCUUCUUCAAGUCCUUCCAAACUCAUCACUUUCCUUAAAGAUUUUUUUCUCACAGAAACAAACAAUGGUGCCAUUUCUGUUUGUGACAAUCUUCUCUUCCAUUGUGGGCACAGCUUUUUCCUCUUCUAUUUUCAGUGAUUUUAAUGCCUUAAUCACUCUUAAAGAAGGGUUUCAAUUCUCUAAUCCUGCCAUUGAUACUUGGAAUGUUUCUGAGCAGAGUUCUCUCUGCUCUUGGGCUGGGAUAAAAUGCUUCCAAGGAAGGGUGGUGGGUGUUAAUAUAUCAAGCAUGAAUCUUUAUGGCUCUGUUUCUCCAGCCAUUUCAAGGCUUGACAGAUUGAUAGAGCUCAACCUUGAUGGCAAUAACUUCACUGGAGAUAUUAGGAUUGAGAAUAUGAGCAGCCUAAUAUUCCUCAACAUUUCAAACAAUCAGUUCAGUGGCAAUCUGGAGUGGAACUACUCAAGCUUACCCAGUCUUGAAGUGUUUGAUGCAUACAAUAACAACUUCUCUGCAGAUUCUCUUCCUCUUGGUGUUCUAAGCUUGAACAGCCUAAGGCACUUGGACUUGGGAGGAAACUUUUUCGAGGGUGAAAUCCCAAAUAGUUAUGGCAAUCUGAUUGGGUUGGAAUUUUUGCAACUUGCAGGAAAUAAUCUCCAAGGGAAAAUUCCUGCUGAAUUGGGCAAUCUCACAAACUUGAAAGAGCUGUAUUUGGGCUAUUACAAUGCAUUUGAUGGUGGCAUUCCAAAACAGUUGGGGAAGCUGCAAAAUCUAGUCAUUUUGGAUCUCACAAGUUGUGAAUUAAAUGGUUCAAUUCCUCCUGAAUUAGGGAACUUGAAAUCACUUGAAACUCUGUUUCUGGAUAUAAAUUUUCUCUCUGGUCCUAUUCCAAAGCAAUUGGGGAAUCUUACCAGCUUGGUGAAUCUUGAUCUUUCCCACAAUGUGUUGACUGGGGAGAUCCCAUAUGAGUUCAUUGAUUUGAGGCGGCUGAGGCUUCUGAAUCUUUUCAUGAACAGAUUACAUGGGUCCAUUCCAGAUUUUGUUGCUGAAUAUCCCAAUUUGGAAGUUCUGUAUCUAUGGAAGAACAACUUCACAGGAACUAUUCCAGGGAAUCUAGGCCAGAAUCAGAAGCUCCAAGAGCUUGACUUGUCUUCAAACAAGCUAACCGGUACAAUCCCUCCAAACUUGUGUGCCUCAAAACAGCUUAGAAUUCUAAUUCUUUUCAAAAAUUUUCUCUUUGGGUCAAUUCCUGAGGAUUUAGGAACAUGUACAAGCUUAGUUAGAGUGAGGUUAGGACAGAACUAUUUGAAUGGUAGCAUCCCUAAUGACUUCAUUUACUUGCCUAAUUUAAACUUACUAGAGUUGCAGAACAAUCUGUUGUCAGGAACCUUGUCGGAAAAAGGCGAAAAUUCGCCUAAUUCGACCGCAAUAGCUCAGUUAAAUCUAGCCAACAACCAGUUCACAGGACUCUUGCCAUUCUCCAUUGCAGUUUUUACAUCCAUAGAAACCCUUUCAUUAGGUGGGAACCAAUUUUCAGGUCCAAUACCUUCUUCUAUAGGUGAACUUCAAGAAGUAGUGAAACUUGAUCUCAGUUCAAAUGCUUUUUCUGGUGAGAUCCCUGGUGAAAUUGGUAAUUGCCUUCAUCUGACCUACUUAGACCUGAGCCAGAAUAACCUUUCUGGCUCAAUUCCAACCCAAAUUUCCAGCAUCAGAAUCUUGAGUUACCUGAAUUUGUCGAGAAACCACUUGAGUGAGUCGAUUCCAAAAUCAUUUGCUUCACUGAAGAGCCUCACAACUGCUGACUUUUCGUUCAAUGAUCUCUCCGGAAAGCUGCCUGAAUCCGGCCAAUUCGCAUUCUUCAAUGCCUCUUCAUUCGCCGGAAAUCCUCAACUCUGUGGAUCAUUGCUCAACAAUCCGUGCAAUGCCACUCUCCUGACAAGUCCAUCAGGGAAGUCUCGCGGUGAAUUCAAGCUGAUUUUCGCCCUCGGCUUACUGUUCUGUUCUCUAGUCUUUGCAACUGCAGCUAUAAUUAAGGCCAAAUCAUUCAAGAAAAACGGCUCAAAGUGGAGAAUGACAGCCUUCCAGAAUCUGGAUUUCGCGGUAUCCGACGUCCUGGAAUGCGUCAAAGACGGCAAUGUGAUAGGCAGAGGAGGAGCAGGGAUAGUGUACCAUGGAAAAAUGCCAAACGGGGUCGAAAUCGCAGUGAAGAAACUCCUCGGCUUCAACGGCAACAGCCAUGAUCACGGAUUUAAGGCGGAGAUACGAACAUUAGGCAACAUUCGGCACAGAAACAUCGUAAGACUCCUGGCAUUUUGUUCAAACAAGGAAACAAACCUCCUUGUGUACGAAUACAUGAGGAAUGGAAGCUUAGGAGAGGCAUUACAUGGUAAGAAGGGUGGAUUUUUGGGGUGGCAAAUGAGGUACAAGAUUGCUGUUGAAGCAGCAAAAGGGCUGUGCUAUCUUCACCAUGAUUGUUCUCCGUUGAUCGUCCACCGUGACGUGAAAUCGAACAACAUUUUGUUGAAUUCGAGCUUUGAAGCUCAUGUUGCUGAUUUUGGUUUGGCCAAGUUCUUGGUGGAUGGUGGAGCUUCAGAGUGCAUGUCAGCAAUUGCAGGGUCGUACGGUUACAUUGCUCCAGAAUAUGCCUACACAUUGAGAGUGGAUGAGAAGAGCGACGUUUACAGCUACGGGGUGGUGUUACUAGAGCUAAUCACCGGCCGGCGGCCGGUGGGCGAGUUCGGGGAUGGCGUCGACAUCGUACAGUGGGCCAAACAGGUCACAAACUGCAGAAGAGAAGAAGUAAGCAAAAUAGUAGACCCAAGGCUGACUACCAGCCCAAUACCCAAAGACGAAGCCAUGCACCUGUUAUUCAUAGCCAUGCUCUGCAUUCAAGAAAACAGCGUCGAACGGCCCACAAUGAGAGAAGUAGUCCAAAUGCUCUCAGAAUUCCCUCGUCCAGGUCAAAAGAUCACCGUCUCCCCACGGCCCGGCCCAGAUUACCUUAAUCAAUCUUCUCCUUCUUCGUCCUCAUCAGUUAAUAAUUUCCAUUUCCAGUUCCAACAGCAGCAAAAGAAUCUUGAUCUUAAAGAUAAAAGCUGCCAAAAACCUCGACAAGAUCUUUUAAUUUGAUGUUUUACCCCCUUUUUUUGGAGCUUUUCAUUUUAUCAUUUUGGCGUCGUCUUCGUUAUAGUGUUUGUUUAUCUCUCUUCAUAAUAUGGGUUGUUAUUAACAUGGGUUGAUUUUGGAAUAACCUUGUUAUUAAUUAGUAAUAAUAGUUGUUUAUUUAUAUGUUAAAUUUUUGGAGGUUGGAGGCUACAGAAAUAGUUAGAGAUUAAGUGGUUAUUAUGAUUUUUCCCUAUAUAUAUGUAUAGUCAAUAGUGAUUUUCUGUGGUAAAAGUAAAACUCUGAUUGCAAAAUUGCAAUCAUGUAACAAUAUUUUGUAUAUAUUGCAUAUCUAUUCAUUAGAGUAUCGAAAUCUUA
Messenger RNA from Oldenlandia corymbosa var. corymbosa, 4053 nucleotides. The record is from the annotation of a GenBank genome assembly. Lineage: Eukaryota; Viridiplantae; Streptophyta; Magnoliopsida; Gentianales; Rubiaceae.